AUGGGGGCGGAGGAGGGGCCAGCGGCGGUGAAGUUGAACGACCUGUCGUUCACAUACCCUGGAAUCGACGGCCAUCCGCCGCGGGGGUCAAAGCCGCUCAUUGAAGGCCUCUCCCUCUCUCUCCAUGCCGGCGACCGCUGCCUCCUGGUCGGCUCCAAUGGCGCCGGUGAGUCCUCGCGGUCUGGUAGACCUGGAAACAAAUGGAAUCUACAUAGAAUCCGGAUCGUUUAGUGGAGAAAGGCUUUUCGAUUCCUUAAUUUCUCGUUCUGAAUGCGAUUGUGAGAUUUGUCAGGGAAGACGACGAUCCUGAAGAUAAUCGGAGGGAAGCACAUGGUAGGGGUCGACAUGGUCCGAGUUCUCGGCCGCUCUGCCUUCCACGACACCACCCUAACGAGUUCCGGCGACCUCUCCUACCUCGGUGGUGAGGUAUUACUUUAAUUCAUCCUUUUUGAAAACAGAUGAUAGAUUACAACGACCUGAUAGCUUCAACUGUUCGUAGAUUUUUCUCUGUUUUUUACAUUAUCCGAUGCUGAUCGUAAAAUUGUGGUGGAAUCGAGAUGCUAGACGGGAGCUAAUGAAUCGUAACCGAUUAACCUGAUAGAGGAUUUUCUUUUCCGGAUGCUCUGAAAGUGGAGGAGGGACGUCGCAUUUGCUGGCUUUGAGGUGCCCAUACAGAUGGAUAUCUCUGCAGAGAAGAUGAUAUUCGGGGUUUCAGGCGUCGAUCCUCAACGCAGAGAUGAACUCGUGAAGGUAAUGAUCCCAUCCCUCUUAUCUUCCUCUCUCGACGAAUUGGAUUCACCGCUAAUAAUUUGGAUCGUAGAGGACAAAAAAAAAACGCUCCUACAAUUGUCUGUGAUAAUCAUCUGAGAAAGCAAAUAAUCGCAGUGAUCUGUACUAUCAAUGGCUUCAGGUUCUCGACAUCGACCUGUCAUGGCGGAUGCACAAGUCAUCAGAUGGCCAGCGGAGAAGGGUUCAGAUCUGCAUGGGCCUCCUUCGUCCAUACAAGGUUACCAUCGUCAAUCCCUUCAAUGCCCUCAUCGAAUCGUGCAUAUCUGCACACAGAUCAUCUGAGAUCUUGCUUUCUGUGAUAAAAAAGGUUCUUCUUCUGGACGAGAUAACAGUAGAUCUGGACGUGCUGGCGAGGUCUAAUCUCUUGAAAUUUCUCAAGAAGGAAUGCGAAGUGCGAGGAGCAACAAUUAUUUAUGCAACCCAUAUUUUUGAUGGGCUCGAUGACUGGCCAUCACAUAUAGUAUGUUUAACGGGAACCUUGCGCCUGAUCCGUAGCCAUAUGAAUAUCUUCCAUCAUCAUCAUCAUCUGAUUCUGGCCAAUUGCAGGUUUAUCUUGCCCAUGGAAAGCUGCAAUUGGCGUUGCCCAUGGAGAAGGUGAAGGAGAUGAGCAACUUGUCACUAAUGGUUAGUCUCCACCGAUCUUCUUGAAAUCAGUGAAGAGGAUCCUGAUUUGAACCUGGGAAUAAUCUUUCAUCAGCUAUUUUGAUUGAAGCAAAAAGAAUUAGGAAAACCAGAGAUACUGCUUGUGACACGGAUGAACAGAUUACAACCGUGCCAAUGAAUCUAUACUUUUUUAUUUUUUUUAUCUUCAGAACCUUAAAUAGAUGAAAGCCGGUGUGUGAUCGUUUGUGUGAUCUUCCUGAUUAUUUUUCUUAAUUUUCUUGGGCACUCUGGAAGAUUUUUCCAGUGUCAAUUUUGUUCUACUUCUAGAUCACUAUCUUCCUUUCUUCUUCUUCUUCUUUCUUUUGCUGAUGCGGCAUCCCUCUGGUGGAUCGAUAACAGAGGACAGUGGAGAGCUGGUUGAGGAAAGAGCGAGAGGAAGAUAAAAAGAGAAGAAAAGAGAGGGAGGAGAAGGGCCUCCCAAAGCAUGACAGGCCAGUGGAUGGGACCCGCUUGGUCGGAGACCCAGCUCGAGCCGCUGCUCGAGUGAUGAACAACGGCUGGGCCGGCGGGAGGCUCCACUCCACCCUGGCGGGUGAGGAGAACUUCUUCUUCAGCUCGAACACCGUCUUGAGGCAGUGA
Molecule: messenger RNA, 2031 nt
Organism: Spirodela intermedia
Lineage: Eukaryota; Viridiplantae; Streptophyta; Magnoliopsida; Alismatales; Araceae
Source: the annotation of a GenBank genome assembly